Messenger RNA from Metarhizium brunneum ARSEF 3297, 840 nucleotides. RefSeq names its product U3 small nucleolar RNA-associated protein 11 (gene UTP11). Gene Ontology annotation, biological process: rRNA processing. NCBI's taxonomy places the organism in Eukaryota, Fungi, Ascomycota, Sordariomycetes, Hypocreales, Clavicipitaceae. Gene Ontology annotation, cellular component: nucleolus; small-subunit processome. The record is from RefSeq and is a predicted model, not a curated record.
AUGUCAUCUAUGCGCAACGCCGUGGCGCGGCGCCCGCACCGUGAGCGUGCCCAACCGCUGGAGCGUGGCCGACUGGGCCUGCUCGAAAAGCACAAGGACUACUCUCUCCGAGCCAAGGAUUUCAACAAGAAAAAGACCCAGCUGAAAUCGCUGCGACAAAAGGCCGCUGAUCGAAAUGAAGAUGAAUUCUACUUUGGCAUGAUGUCCCGCAAGGGCGCCGGAUCCAAACUCAAGGACGGCAAGAGCUGGACAGGCAAGCUCGAGGGCGACCGCGGCAACAGGGCAAUGGACGUCGAUACUGUGCGGCUGCUCAAGACCCAGGACAUAGGGUAUAUCCGGACGAUGCGGCAGGUGGUUGUCAAGGAAAUCGCAAGACUGGAACAACAAGUCGUCUUGACAAGAGGACUGGACCGUCUUGAAGACGAAGAGGACGAGGAAGACAAAGAAGACGAUCUGGACUCUGACGACGACGAGACGCCCUUGCCUGCGAAACCCAAGGCACCGAGAAAAAUUGUCUUCAUGGAUGACGAGGAGGAGCGAGAGGCUACUAUGCUGGAUAGGUUGGAGGCGGAGCAAAAUGACGACGGCGACGAGGAAGAAGAAGAAAAAGGUAGAAAUGCUGCCGCCGCAGAUGGGGAAGGGGACGACGAGGAAGCCGAUCCGGUCAAGUCGCUGCGGAGACUGAAGAGACAACUCGAAAAUGCUAAGAAGCAGCUCAAGGCUUUCAAUGAUGCCGAGGCACAUCUUGACGUGCAGCGCGCCAAGAUGGCCAAGACGGCGACAUCCGGAGGGAACACAAGGAGAGGGAGGAAAAUCAUGGUUCGCGCAAGGAAGCGUUAA